AUGGAAUUUAUCCAAGUCAUCUACAAAUGUGCCUUUGUUCUUGCAUUGAUAGUCAGUUAUGAAAUUGUAUCAAUCCAGGGAAGGCAAUUAAGGCCAAAGAACAAGCAGGAUUUGAAUAAGCUUACUAGCAGUGGUACUGGUGCGGAGCAAGAACAUGGUGUUCGAGCGUUUCGACCAACACCGACGACACCGGGAAAGGGAGGAAAUUCCCCACCAACGACGACCAAAACACAUAAUCAACAAGUUGGUUCGAGUGAUGAUGAAUCAAGAAAUUCAGGUGCAGAAGUACACAAAGAUGCAUUUCGACCGGCACCGACCACACCAGGUAAAGGCCACGGAAUUGGACAUUCGAAUGAACAAGUAGCGGUUGAAGCUCAAGGACAGAAUUCUAACGGUAGGCAUUAUGUUGCCGGAGACAAAGAAGAUUUCCGCCCCACUACACCUGGCCACAGCCCUGGGGCUGGACAUGGUACGGGAAAGAAUUAA
Ziziphus jujuba (common jujube) is the source of this 486-nucleotide messenger RNA. Its product is annotated as precursor of CEP9-like. Gene Ontology annotation, cellular component: extracellular region. The record is from RefSeq and is a predicted model, not a curated record. Gene Ontology annotation, molecular function: hormone activity. Bases 1 to 486 code for a protein of 161 amino acids. The transcript has a single exon. NCBI's taxonomy places the organism in Eukaryota, Viridiplantae, Streptophyta, Magnoliopsida, Rosales, Rhamnaceae. Gene Ontology annotation, biological process: root development; nitrate import; regulation of root development.